GAGUGGUGACUGCAGUUCUUCUAAUGUAAAUUUGCAAUAUUUCCUUCUAAAUAAAGGAGGUAUGGAUCUUCACACUGGACAAAGUUCUGCAUAUUCCUCCAAACCUUCUCAGGGCCAGUGGAAGGGGGAAAUCCAAGAAUCUGAGGAGGAACAAGAAGCCAGUGUCACAACACAAAGUAAGGACAUGGAUGUAAAUGUUAAGGUGUGGCAAAGUAAGAAUUCUAAAAGAAGUAAAAGAGUUUAUGAAUGUCCUGUGUGCCAUAAACGAUUUGCUGCUCCAUCCAAACUAAAAAGGCAUCAUCUUAUUCACACAAAUCAAAGGCCCUUUCAGUGUUCCAUAUGCUCCUCUGCCUUCAGAGAACGUUCUCACCUAAAAGUACACUUCAGAACCAUGCACCGAGAUCAAAAUAUGAUUAUAGAGAAUAUACAGCCUCAAAAAAUGAGUGUUGACUGCAAUGAUUCAGAUUUAUAUUUUUCAAUAAGUACUAGUCCUUUAGAGACUGUUGAGAACAAGUCGGAGGUUAUUUUCCAGUGCAACAACAAAUCACUUUGGGGUCUGACGCAUGAAACUGACAUCUUGCUAGAUGGGAAAAAGACAUCUGACAUUGUGCCUUUUGGCAGGGUGAGUGACUGUCCACCCAAAACUGACUCAUCUCUUCGUCAUUGUGCUUCUGAAUCAAGAACUGAGGAAAACUGGGCACAUCAGAUGGGAGAUGUUGAAGAUUGUGCCUUUGUGGACUCAGACACUGGUAAAUGUGUCCCUGAUUCUUCCUUGUCCAGUUCUUGUCAGUAUCAGCAGAAACCUGAUGUUCCCAGACUCCCAGAAGUUGUUGUGGAGCUUGAGGACUUUGAGGAUCCAGAGGAAUGCUUCCCCAAUUCUCCACAUGACCUCCCAGUUUGUCCUGACUGUAGUCAGUGUUUCCCCACGGUAAUGGACUUAUAUGCACAUAAUUGUGCAAACAGAUAUCCUGAAGGAAAAACAAAGAAAUCCCACCAGUGUGACAUUUGCUUCAAAUUCUUCAGUGCACCAUCCAAAUUGAAGAGACACAGGGUUACUCACACCGGUCAGAGGCCGUUCCAGUGCACACAGUGUCAGAAGUCCUUCACACAGCCCCAUCAUUUGAAAAAUCACAUGCUGUCCCACAGGUAGAAGGGUUAGUCAAGGGUUGCCCAAAGAUAUGACCAAGCCAAAAGGGUUUCACUGUAAAUUAGUUGUUCUGUGUAGUUUCUUAAAAUACUGUGAUUUGGCUUUUCAAAUUGAGAAACAGAUUUUGAAACCAGUACUACUGUUAAUAAAAUUUAUGACUUUUUGUUUUUUGUUUAAAUUUUGGAUUUCCUAUUAUAGUGUGAUGUAACCAUAUAUUUGUGUGAUGAAGUUAUAUAUUUUACAAAAUGCAUUGACGUUUGAAAAAACAAGACAGAAAAAAAAAAAAAAAAAAAAAAGCAUUGUCCAUUUCCCAACCUAGAAAGUGGCUGUUUCAUUUUUUUUCUUUCUUUUGUUUUACCAAUAAAGUCAUUUACAGCAAGAAAUAUACAUCAGAUAUCAUUAC
This is a messenger RNA of Labeo rohita (rohu), 1550 nucleotides long. Its product is annotated as zinc finger protein 235-like. The record is from RefSeq and is a predicted model, not a curated record. Gene Ontology annotation, cellular component: nucleus. Gene Ontology annotation, molecular function: DNA-binding transcription factor activity, RNA polymerase II-specific; RNA polymerase II transcription regulatory region sequence-specific DNA binding. Bases 62 to 1150 code for a protein of 362 amino acids. NCBI's taxonomy places the organism in Eukaryota, Metazoa, Chordata, Actinopteri, Cypriniformes, Cyprinidae. Gene Ontology annotation, biological process: regulation of transcription by RNA polymerase II. The transcript has 2 exons.